Corticium candelabrum is the source of this 1216-nucleotide messenger RNA. RefSeq names its product volume-regulated anion channel subunit LRRC8D-like. The record is from RefSeq and is a predicted model, not a curated record. Gene Ontology annotation, molecular function: protein binding. Bases 7 to 1086 code for a protein of 359 amino acids. The transcript has a single exon. Gene Ontology annotation, biological process: signal transduction. NCBI's taxonomy places the organism in Eukaryota, Metazoa, Porifera, Homoscleromorpha, Homosclerophorida, Plakinidae.
UGUCGUAUGGGUGCAGGCUUUUCUGAAGUGUGUGCGUUUAGCAAGGCGACUGGAGAGUCCCAGCUGUUUAAACCAAAGAAAAAUCAGAGUGAAAGGCUAGAGUUCGAUCUCUUGGACGCAGUACUGCUUGAUUUUCCGGCUGAGGUGUUUAGCCUAAAAGACUUAAAAGUGCUGAAGUUUCCAACUGACCACGUUCACAAGCUACCUCAAGCAUUAACAAAACUGAAGGAAUUAGAGGAAUUAGUUUUGCAGACGAGUGACUGGUGGUGCAAGAGUGCAGAUGAUCUGAAGAAGGAGGGCGUAGGCUUGAUGGAAGUGCCUAGAUUUGUUACUAGUUUGAGCAGACUUCGUGUCUUGUCUAUCUACGGUAGUCCGAGACUGAAGAAUAUUUUUGAGAUUCCACUUUUUCAACUAUCUAAUCUUGUUGAGCUCGAAAUUGUAAAAUGUGGGAUCACAGACUUGCCCUCAACUACCAGCAGUGAUAAAUUUCAAUUGAGCAAAUUAAAUUUGAGAGGAAAUCCUCUAAGAUGGAUAAAACUGUCGUCUUGGUUGCAACCAACAGCAAUGAGAAUUCUUAUACUAAGCGACUGCAACCUGAAUGAGACUCCACCUGACAUUUGUGACAUGCAAAACUUGGAGAAACUGGAUUUGUCGGGAAACAAGAAUUUGCACUCAUUUUCAUCACUGGCAUGUGUUCGUCUCAGUAAUCUGACAUGUUUGAAUUUGAGUAAUUGUGAUCUUUGUGGUGCUCCUCCACUAAUGAAUUCCCUAAGAAAUCUAAAUUUUUUAAAUUUGUCAUAUAACAAGAAUCUGGAAUUGUUUCCUGCAGCAGCAUGUGGAGGUCUCAUCAAUUUGAAAUUGCUCAACUUAAGCUGGUGCAACAUUCAAACACUGCCAAAUGAGUUGUGCAGAAUGACAAGUCUAGAAAAGCUGUAUUUAAUGGGCAACAAGAACUUAGUCACUUUCCCAUGUGUUACUCUUAGAUCUUUGAAGCUGUUAGAUGUGAGACAGUGUGACAUACAACAAUUACCAAUGGAAAUAGAGAGUAGGCAACAUUUGGAAGUAUGGGACUGGAGGUCUAGCUAGUCACAUGAAAAAGUUGACAAGAUCAGAUGUUGUAAUUUGCUGUAGGAAAAUGGUUUAGACUUUCACAUACCAGUAACUAAAACAACUGUGUAAAUACAGAAGCAAGGGUGCGGUACAAUUGUCUUUGGGU